UUGCCCUCUGAAUCGCGAUCACGAUGAAGCGCAUUCGGAGCGGGGAUCCUCUCGGUCCCCGUCCCCGCCGGUGCCGGCCGUCAUGCCUCCUCGUCGGCGCCGCCGCUGUCCUCUACCUCCUCUUCAUGGCCUUCAAGUUCCCUCUUCUCCUUGAAAUCCGUCCCCUUUUCGAUCCUGAUCCCCAUCACCGCCCUUUCCUCGGCUUCUCCUCCGGCCACCACCGACUCCUUGACCCCGUCGUCCGCAAUGCACGCUAUGGCCGCUUGACGGCUGACAUCCUCCGCCGUAGCCGCGAUCCUCCACGGCGCAACUCCUCCCGGAUCGAUCGAAUGGCACGGGAGGCCUGGAUCCUCGGACUCCAAGCGUGGGCCGAAGCCGAAGCCGAGUUUGAUGUCGCUGAUGCCCCUUCUUUGUUUGAGGAUAACAGGGAAUCUUGUCCGGGAUCGAUGUCGAUGAGCGGCGGGAAGGGGAAGGUGAUGCUCUUGCCUUGCGGGAUGAAAGUGGGGACUGCAGUGACGGUGGUGGGCACGCCGAGGUUAGCGCACCAAGAGUAUGUGGCGAGAGGCGGAGAUAGGACGGUGAUGGUGUCGCAGUUCGCAGUGGAGUUGCAGGGGUUGAGGGCGGUGGAUGGAGAGGAGCCCCCGAAGAUACUGCAUUUCAAUCCGAGGUUGCAGGGGGAUUGGAGCUGGAGGCCGGUCAUUGAGCAUAAUACUGGUUAUAGGAUGCAGUGGGGAAAGGCAAUGAGGUGUGAUGGUAUUGCUUCCAAGGAUGAUGAUGAUACUGUGGAUGGAUUUCGCAAGUGUGAGAGAUGGGUACGUAGUGACUACGUUGAGCCAGAAGAAUCCAAAACAUCUUCAUGGCUUAAACGGUUCAUUGGGCGGGCAAAGAGGCCAGAAAUAACCUGGCAUUUUCCUUUUGAAGAGGAAAAGUUAUUUGUUAUAACACUGCAAGCUGGUUUGGAAGGAUUCCACAUUUUUGUUGGGGGUCGGCAUGUAUCUUCAUUCCCGUAUCGCACGGGAUUUACUCUAGAAGAUGCAACAGGUUUAGUUGUCAAGGGAGAUGUGGAUAUUCAUUCUACAUAUGCUACCCUACUCCCCAGAUCUCAUCCCAGUAUUUCACCACUGCAAGCCCUGCAAAUGACUGAGGAAUGGAAAUCUCUUCCCUUGCCAGAGAGUCCAAUUAAUCUUUUCAUCGGAGUUCUCUCUUCUACAAAUCAUUUUGCGGAGCGCAUGGCUAUUAGAAAAACUUGGAUGCAAUCUCCUGAAAUUAAAUCAGGGAAUGUAGUUGCUCGUUUCUUCGUUGCAUUGAAUCCAAGAAAGGAGGUGAAUAUAGUUCUAAAGAAAGAAGCAGACUACUUCGGAGACAUAGUGAUCCUGCAUUUUAUGGAUCAUUAUGAGCUGGUGGUUCUCAAGACAAUUGCCAUUUGCCACUACGCUAUUCAGAACUUGACUGCUGCAUACAUUAUGAAAUGUGAUGAUGACACAUUUAUUAGGCUUGAUGCUGUAUUAAAUGAAAUCAGAGGCCUUGCUCUGCAGAGACCUCUGUAUAUGGGUAACCUAAACCUCUUCCAUAGACCUCUCAGAAGUGGGAAAUGGGCAGUUUCAUAUGAGGAAUGGCCAGAAGAGAUAUAUCCCCCUUAUGCAAAUGGACCAGGCUACAUAAUCACUGCUGACAUUGCGAAAUUCGUCGCCUCUCAAUAUGUCAAUGAAAGUCUAAGAUUGUUCAAGAUGGAAGAUGUAAGCAUGGGGAUGUGGGUUGGACAAUUCAAUAGUACAAGCACUGUUCAUUACUAUCACAACUGGAAAUUUGUUCAGUUUGGUUGUGCAGACAAUUACUUCACUGCACAUUACCAGUCCCCAAAACAAAUGCUUUGUUUGUGGGACAAAUUGGGCAGGCACCAAGCUGAAUGCUGCAACUUCUGAUUAACAUCUCACUUUCUUUCUCUUCUUUUUGCCUCCUUAAUUCUGCAUUCAUUUGCCUCCUGCAGUCAUUUUUUGAAUUUGUGAAUAUAUAUAUAUGUA
Messenger RNA from Dioscorea cayenensis subsp. rotundata (Guinea yam), 2021 nucleotides. RefSeq names its product hydroxyproline O-galactosyltransferase GALT2-like. Bases 24 to 1922 code for a protein of 632 amino acids. Gene Ontology annotation, molecular function: galactosyltransferase activity; carbohydrate binding. The transcript has 7 exons. The record is from RefSeq and is a predicted model, not a curated record. Gene Ontology annotation, cellular component: Golgi membrane. NCBI's taxonomy places the organism in Eukaryota, Viridiplantae, Streptophyta, Magnoliopsida, Dioscoreales, Dioscoreaceae.